Bombyx mori (domestic silkworm) is the source of this 835-nucleotide messenger RNA. RefSeq lists its product as hypothetical. The record is from RefSeq and is marked provisional. The coding region runs from base 130 to 762 and encodes 210 amino acids. Lineage: Eukaryota; Metazoa; Arthropoda; Insecta; Lepidoptera; Bombycidae. The transcript has 4 exons.
CCGUCUUGGAAGGUGGUUGCAAACACUCGUUGCUUAGGCGAAAAUUUCUUGGCGAGUACUGGCUAUCCAGCAGCGCCCAGCUAGUUCGUUUGAGAUCUCUGAAAAAUUAAAAUUUACAACAAACUAAUCAUGCAGUCUUUGGUUAUCCUCGCAGCCACCCUCUGCCUCGCCCAGGCGUCCUACUACCUAGGCGCCCCGGCCCCCAUCCAACUCAGCCCGGAUGGUAAAUACGUCCUCGACACCCCGGAAGUAGCCCACGCUAAGGCCGCCCAUCUGGCCGCACACGCACAAGCCUCUACUUCUCAUGGCGCAUGGAGUCCCGGAUACGGCGGAUACGCAUCUGACGCACACUACGGCGCUCCUGCUGCCGGUCUUUACAAGUACGGUCCCGCUCCCCUUGCUCAUGACGGUCGUGUGAUCGACACCCCCGAGGUAGCCCACCUGAAGGCGGCCCACAACGCUGCCCACGCGGCCGCCCACGCUAACGCUGCCCACGGCGCGCUCGCCCACGCCGGAUCCUACGCACCCCUCGCGUACGCCUCAGCUCCCCUCGCCCACGGUGCCGGUUACGCUGCUGGUUACGGCAAAUGGACUGGUCCCCAGGCUCACAUUCAACUGACCCACGACGGCCAAUACGUAGUCGACACCCCUGAGGUACAACACGCAAGAGCAUCCCACUUGGCUCAAUACCACGCUGCCGCCCACGCCGCCGCCGCUGCCCCCGAAGAGUCCUGGGCACCCCACGGCCACGGCUGGCACUGAGCUCCUACCUCUUAACUGAUUACGACACUGCCUGACAAAGCUUUUUAUACAAAACGAUAAUGAAAAAACCAAA